AUUUAUAGGAUGAUAAUGGUUGGGCAGAGUGUGAAAGCUGAAACACCCAAAAAGCUUCUCUAAACUUUUUGCUUUUUUUCUCUUACCUCUGAUUUGCUCAUCACUUUCUUUCUUUUUCCCUGCUUCCAUUGCCCUAAUCAGAACCUUCAAAUUCCUAUACAAAUUUCUUCAAAAAGUCAAAAAUAUCCAUUGCCUUCUUCUUCUUCUUUCUCAUUCUCAUCCUCUUCUUUUGGCCUUUUUUCUUUGGCUUCUUCUUCUUCUUCUUCUUCUUCUCUCUCUUAUGGAAGUCUCUAUUUAUUCGAACAGAAACAGUGGCCAAAUCCACUUGCAACACCACCAAAUCCCGGCGUUUGGAGACUGGGAUAAGGCUAAAGAUUUGCCGAUCACUCAGUAUUUCGAAACAGCUCGUCAAGCUGGUUUGAUCCGCUACAGUUCCUCCUCCGGAGAAAGUGGCCCCUGCCCGCCUCCUUCCGACUUGUACUCCGCCGAUCGGAUGAAACCUCCGCCACUCCCCACCACCGUACGCAAGGGACGGGUGAGGGAAAAGCGUUACCCGCAUGUGGGAUUAAAAGAACAUCAUCAGAUUCCAAUAAAGAAACAGCAAAUGAUGAUGAUGCAGCAAGGCGGGAGAGUGUUCGACGUGACGGAAACGGGGGGAGCCCGAAAAUUGAAGCAAAACGACGUGUCUUCCAUUUCCCGUCCUCCGCCUAGAUCCAAUCUUACUACAAUUCCUAAACCUGUUGAUGAAGAUCUCUACAAAAUACCACCUGAACUACUCCAUUCUUCCAAGCGGAACAAAAUGAAGGGGUUGUUUUCAAGGUGUUUGGUACCUGCUUGCAAUUAAGAAAUUAAAUAUUGUGGCCCUUAUACAUUGGAGAUCAGCACUAUGAUAUGAGAAAUUGUUAAUCUAUCAUAUCUAAUACCCUUUGUUAUUCUAUUUUAUUUUUUUAUUUUUAUUUUUUGAACUUUUUUGUUUUAGUUUUAAGAAAAUAGAAAGAGAAUAGAUUUGAAUCAGUUGUUCUAAUUUUAAUGUGAUGUAAAAAAGAUGUCAUAUAGGAAUGUUGAGACUUGAGAGGUACUAUCUAUUAAUGAAUUACAAUGCAUCAUCACAUCAGAAUUUUGGGCUUA
Messenger RNA from Cucumis sativus (cucumber), 1128 nucleotides. RefSeq lists its product as hypothetical. The transcript is spliced from 4 exons. The record is from RefSeq and is a predicted model, not a curated record. The coding region runs from base 281 to 844 and encodes 187 amino acids. Lineage: Eukaryota; Viridiplantae; Streptophyta; Magnoliopsida; Cucurbitales; Cucurbitaceae.